Messenger RNA from Rhinocladiella mackenziei CBS 650.93, 342 nucleotides. RefSeq lists its product as uncharacterized. Bases 1 to 342 code for a protein of 113 amino acids. The record is from RefSeq and is a predicted model, not a curated record. Lineage: Eukaryota; Fungi; Ascomycota; Eurotiomycetes; Chaetothyriales; Herpotrichiellaceae. The transcript has 2 exons.
AUGAAUCGAGCUGGAGUCUUUCCACCCCCCUGCGAAGGUUUGGCCAUUACCGAAGCGGCGAUCCACGCCUGUGACAAUGUGGACGGUGUUAUUGAUGGUUGUCAUCUCAGCUCCGGGACGCUUACAGAAUACUUCAAUCGGAUGCUCAAAGAGGACCCUGAUGUUCGAAACUACUGGCGUUAUUUCGAGAUUCCCGGAACUGGCCACGGCAUACAAGGCGGAGGCCCUUACCCCAUCGAUUCGAUCAACAAACUGAUGAAAUGGGUGGAAGAAGGGAUCCCGCUAGACACUUUGAUGGGAGAAAUUGCCCGAUCCGCACACGAAGGAAGUCAAGGACAGUAG